AUGGAUGAUGGUCAGAUUGACCUGUCGGUUGUACAAUUGUUUGAUAAGGAGUGCGUUGCAAUUCUGGACAAAUCCCCCGGUGUACAUCUUUACGUUUUCAGUAGGUUGAAACUGGAGUGGGAAAAAACCGAUAUUGGUGGGGUUUUAUUUGUUUGUGAACGGAGCUCAAAUCCCCAGUAUGUAUUUCACGUCAUAAAUCGGAAUGACUCGUCAAAAAAUUCCACUCAACCUAUCACUUCAACUCUGGAGAUUCUACUGCGACCUCCACACAUUUUCUACAGAACAUCACUCACGAUUUUCUCUAUGUGGUUUUGUGUUUCAAACGAUUGCAAACGCAUUUAUGAGCUUCUCAAAAGGGUGAUCAAUAGCAUUAGUUUUAAGGAGAAAGCUGCUAAAGACGUUUUCUUCCUACCUCCUGAGAAGACUUCACUCGAUGAAGCUGUUAAAAUAACUUCCCCAGGUCCAAAUAUUCGUCAACUCCUAUCUUCCGCAUCAGAGGAAUUUGAACGUUCUAUAAAUGAGGACGGUAGGUCUGCCAUCUUCUUCCAUCUUCUAGAUUCCUCAAAGUCUGUCACUCCUGCGCUAGAUCCAUCAAACUCUCUAAAAUUCCACCUGUCCCACAUCGCCAUGGAUGCCCCGCCUAUCUCAGACUCGACAGAUUGCCAGUUUGCUUCUGACUUGGAACGAACGCUGAAAGAGGCGACCACACCAAAGAUGGAGGAAGCUGUGACUUCCAUACCAGUUUUCUCAAAAAAGGAAAAUGAAGAUAAGGUGAAUGAAGAGCUGUUACGACGGCUGCGGAACGAAGCCAAGAUGAUUAGGCAGGACAGCAAGGCAACUUCCACCAACUCUGUCGAGGGGCUCACUCGUAGUCAGCUGAAGGCUGCACUGCUAUACAUGAUCGAAAAUGACGAUGAAUUCCUAACAUCAAUCCACUCGGCCUAUACGGAGAGUUUGAACAGGCGGCUGCAUCAAGCUAGCUAG
Molecule: messenger RNA, 984 nt
Organism: Echinococcus granulosus
Lineage: Eukaryota; Metazoa; Platyhelminthes; Cestoda; Cyclophyllidea; Taeniidae
Product: mRNA-decapping enzyme 1A
Exons: 7
Coding region: 1-984 (327 amino acids)
Biological process (GO): deadenylation-independent decapping of nuclear-transcribed mRNA; deadenylation-dependent decapping of nuclear-transcribed mRNA; positive regulation of catalytic activity
Cellular component (GO): P-body
Molecular function (GO): enzyme activator activity; mRNA binding
Source: RefSeq, a predicted model, not a curated record